GUCAUUGAUCACGUGAUAGAUUUAAAAAGAGGCUAAACCAUCCUGCCGUUACGCAGCGAGCUCAAUUUCAAACAGACGAGACACAGAGUAACACGCACUAAGUUCUGCAAUUAAAAUGAGAGAAAUAGUUCAUAUGCAAGCUGGCCAAUGUGGCAAUCAAAUCGGUGCUAAGUUCUGGGAAGUUAUUUCUGAUGAACAUGGUAUUGACCCAACUGGAACUUACCACGGUGAUUCUGAUCUUCAGUUAGAAAGAAUCAACGUUUACUACAAUGAAGCCACAGGUGGUAAAUAUGUCCCUAGGGCAGUUUUGGUCGAUUUGGAGCCAGGAACCAUGGACUCCGUCAGAUCUGGUCCCUUUGGACAGAUAUUCCGCCCAGACAAUUUCGUCUUUGGUCAGUCAGGAGCUGGUAACAACUGGGCUAAAGGUCACUACACAGAAGGAGCUGAAUUGGUAGAUUCUGUUCUCGAUGUAGUCCGAAAGGAAGCUGAAAGCUGUGAUUGUCUUCAAGGAUUUCAACUUACACAUUCCCUUGGUGGUGGAACUGGUUCUGGUAUGGGAACCCUCCUCAUCUCAAAAAUCCGAGAAGAAUACCCUGACAGAAUUAUGAAUACCUUCUCCGUCGUCCCCUCACCAAAGGUAUCUGAUACAGUUGUUGAACCCUACAAUGCCACCCUCUCAGUUCAUCAACUGGUAGAAAAUACAGAUGAAACUUACUGUAUUGAUAAUGAAGCUCUAUACGAUAUCUGCUUCAGAACCUUGAAACUCACCACACCAACCUACGGUGAUCUCAAUCAUCUGGUAUCAGCCACCAUGUCUGGAGUAACCACAUGUCUCCGAUUCCCUGGUCAACUGAAUGCUGAUCUCCGAAAACUCGCUGUAAACAUGGUACCCUUCCCACGUCUCCACUUCUUUAUGCCUGGAUUUGCUCCACUUACAUCCAGAGGAUCUCAACAAUACAGGGCCCUGACUGUUCCUGAACUUACUCAACAGAUGUUCGAUGCCAAGAACAUGAUGGCUGCCUGUGAUCCAAGACACGGUAGAUACCUGACAGUAGCUGCCAUGUUUAGAGGUCGUAUGUCCAUGAAGGAGGUAGAUGAACAAAUGUUGAACGUUCAGAACAAGAAUUCGAGCUACUUUGUUGAAUGGAUCCCCAACAACGUUAAGACUGCAGUCUGUGACAUUCCACCCAGAGGCCUGAAGAUGUCUGCCACCUUUAUUGGUAACAGCACAGCCAUCCAAGAACUCUUCAAGAGAAUCUCUGAACAGUUCACUGCUAUGUUCAGAAGAAAGGCUUUCCUCCAUUGGUAUACUGGUGAAGGUAUGGAUGAGAUGGAAUUUACUGAAGCUGAAUCUAACAUGAAUGAUCUGGUAUCUGAAUAUCAACAGUACCAGGAUGCUACAGCUGAAGAGGAAGGAGAAUUUGAUGAAGAGGAAGAUCAGGAAGAAGCUUAAUUCUGAAUUUUAAAUUAUAAUCCAAAAUAAAGUUUUACAUUUGCAAACGGCAAUAUUAUCAGAAAUAUCAAACAUUUUUUAUUGCAUUUAUUUCGUCGAUAAGAUCCAAACUUUAAAACCAAAGAGAUUAUUUUUUUAGCCGAAAUACUUAAUUUUUUUUUACUGUAAACAUAUCAAUGGUUAUACUUUAUUUUACAGCAAGGUUUUCAUUUAUCAACAUAACCUGUCUAAAUAUUCGUUUUUCCUUAUUUUCUGUCUAUUCUGAACUUGUCUUAUUUUCUAUUUUGUCUUUGUAAAACUGUUUUUGGAUGUUCGUUCCGAAGAAGGUUGUGAUCCGAGCUGUAUUGAAAUCCUAAAGUUUAAUCAUAAUAAAGAUAUAAAAAUUAUUUUAAUUCCCUUGUUGCAUAAGAACCACCCCAUUUCCCACAGCCUUGAACAUGAAAGGUUAUUGAUGUCACU
Messenger RNA from Lottia gigantea (owl limpet), 1912 nucleotides. RefSeq lists its product as hypothetical. NCBI's taxonomy places the organism in Eukaryota, Metazoa, Mollusca, Gastropoda, Lottiidae. Gene Ontology annotation, molecular function: GTPase activity; structural constituent of cytoskeleton; GTP binding. The record is from RefSeq and is a predicted model, not a curated record. Gene Ontology annotation, biological process: microtubule cytoskeleton organization; mitotic cell cycle. Bases 116 to 1453 code for a protein of 445 amino acids. Gene Ontology annotation, cellular component: microtubule; cytoplasm. The transcript has 3 exons.